Messenger RNA from Colletotrichum karsti, 1575 nucleotides. RefSeq names its product regulator of g-protein signaling. The record is from RefSeq and is a predicted model, not a curated record. The coding region runs from base 1 to 1575 and encodes 524 amino acids. Lineage: Eukaryota; Fungi; Ascomycota; Sordariomycetes; Glomerellales; Glomerellaceae. The transcript is spliced from 3 exons.
AUGUCAAGGUCUAGGCCCAACAGCGGGGGCUUACUGCCGGGCGCUGUUAUCCUGACGCCGCCCUCGCUUUCGGAAAUCCUAGCCAACACUUCUUCUCCUCCGUGGACGCUUGCUGCCUUCAUGGCCUAUCUCUCACAAAACCACUGCCUGGAGACCCUCGAAUUCACCAUGGACGCCGAGCGAUAUCGCAAGGCCUACGAACAAAUCAUCACCAACGAUGAGUGGAUCGGUGACACGGGAAAUGAACACGUUUGCCAACUAUGGGAUAAGUUGAUGCAAGCCUACAUCAUCCCUUACUCUCCUCGUGAGGUCAACCUUCCCUCGCGGGUACGAGACCGUCUCAUGUCCCAGACCUGCUCACCCGGCCCACCUCCGCCUUCGGAACUCGACGAGGCCGUGAAGAUUGUUUAUGAGCUGAUGAACGACUCGGUUCUCCUUCCGUUCAUUGAGUCGGUCAUGCCGGCUCAUGGAGAUGUGAACAUGGAGGGCGACGUCAACGAUGCGAGGCAAGGGCGCACGAGAGGAGCCGAUGAUACAGGAGCCAGCGGAGCUACCAGCCGAUCCGCGUCGGCUUCCGGUGAACACACCGAGCGCGAGGGACUGACGGAUGACAGUGGAAGUGCCGCUUCACCUGGCAUGGAGCCAAUGACUCCUCCCACUACUCCGCCUACGUCGGAUUGGACCUUCAGCACGUCACCUGGCGGUCUCCAACGCGCCAUCACCGCACACAACAACGGCUGGAAAAAGGAAUCAGAGGUCAUGCCACCCGCUACAUCCACCACCCCCGCAACGUCUGCUUCUCAUCUCCCCCUGGAGGGCCUCUCCCGUGUCCGUCACCUCUUGAACCCUUGGGAGGAGCCUCACCCUGGUAGUCGACUGCCUCCGGCACAGAGCAGCCAGGGUUGCGAGAAGGUUGUCAACACUGGUUCAUACCACUUGAACGGUGGACGUAAAGGUGGCAUGGCCGCAAAAGAUUUCGCUCCAUUCCAUCAAAAUCGGCCUUGGCUGGUGCGACGGUCGAUCCGUGUGCGAGCACGAACUAAUACCCCGGCCCCCCUCAAGAUCACCACCGAGAUCACCGAGGAUCAAGACGCGAAGUCCGCUCCGCUGCCGGCUGUGCGCGACGUUCCUGUAUCUUCCCCUGCGUUGCCAACGCCCAUCGUCACCCCCGCGACCCCCGAAGUCGGCGUUGAGGCGACGGAAACGCGGUUCAAUGGGCCGGCCGUCGAAGAGGUGAGGCCGAGCGAGCUGCCUCUGCCCGCUUCUCCACCAGUGGAUUGUCAGUUCACGGACUUCUCGAACCUCCUUGGCAUCAGCUUGCAACCGGAAGAGGCAAUCGCUGUCGAUACGGACGAGCGCGAAUCCUACUGUCACGCUGCUCCUGGUCAAGAUAUAUACGGAUGGGACGCCGAACUCAAUCGACAAAGUAAGCAGUUCAGUCCGUGCGACCAGGACUACCAGUACCGGCGAACGAGCAUGACCAAGCGUAGUCUCUUGCAUCGCGUUUUCAGCAUGGGGCCUGUUCCGAAGGAUGUCGAUAUUGAAGUUCGCCGGGCAAGCAGCAACUCCAGCUAG